AUGGCUAUCUCAUCUUCUCUCGUCCAGAAAAGGUUAUCAUCACCUCGCUCUGAAAUGUCCUACGUGUUGAAUGCUGGUUGUGCGACCACCGACGUUCAGAUGAAGAUCUCCCGAGAAUGUCUCAGGAACGCAUUCUCACAGUUAUUGCAAUCAAAAAGUCCAUCGCCGCAUCCGGCUCUGGGACCACAAAGUGUACUAUCGCGACCAACUCAAGUCAUGCUAACAAUAUGUGCCGAGUCAUCCAAGCAAAAUGACGAUGUAUUUCUGUAUAAGUCAAUCGAGAGAAGAGGAUUUGGCUUCGGGGAUUUACUGAAGUUCAAGUAG
This is a messenger RNA of Plasmopara halstedii, 324 nucleotides long. RefSeq lists its product as uncharacterized. The transcript is spliced from 2 exons. NCBI's taxonomy places the organism in Eukaryota, Oomycota, Peronosporomycetes, Peronosporales, Peronosporaceae. The record is from RefSeq and is a predicted model, not a curated record. Bases 1 to 324 code for a protein of 107 amino acids.